Messenger RNA from Meriones unguiculatus (Mongolian gerbil), 4618 nucleotides. RefSeq names its product FYVE, RhoGEF and PH domain containing 3 (gene Fgd3). The coding region runs from base 445 to 2649 and encodes 734 amino acids. Gene Ontology annotation, biological process: filopodium assembly; cytoskeleton organization. Gene Ontology annotation, cellular component: cytoplasm. The transcript is spliced from 18 exons. Lineage: Eukaryota; Metazoa; Chordata; Mammalia; Rodentia; Muridae. The record is from RefSeq and is a predicted model, not a curated record. Gene Ontology annotation, molecular function: metal ion binding; guanyl-nucleotide exchange factor activity.
GAGGCCAGCAGAAGACAAGGGCGCUGCCAGGGAGACGGGACCACCCACAGGACCCCAGGCGGGCUGAUCAGGACCUGGAAGCACAACUCAGCUCUUGAUGUCUCUGAGGAGACCCCCAGCUUCCUGCCCUCUGGGACCCAGCUGAGCUCCUCCCGAAGCGUCCCUCUGAGAGUGUAGUGUGCGAGCCUCCAGGCUUGCCUGCUCCGGACUAUGAAAGGCAUGAAUUCCUGGUUUGUUUUAAAAGGACUUCCAUUCCCAAAGGAAGUCGUACCAUUUAAACAGCUCCACUUCUGAUGGUCUGGGCAAGACAUUUUCAAUAGACUGUUCUAGCCCAAAGCAGGCACCUGCCCGUCAGUCCCUGCCAGCCUCAUUGGGCCUCAGCGCUGGGGAACAGGAAGGCACUAGCCAGCCUCCUGGCAGAGCCCAGUGAGUUCAGCUGUGACAAUGGAGUUGGGUAGGAGCCCCUCCACUCCCCAAGAAGCCAUUUCCCCUCUUGGUGCACUGAGUGCUGUGCCCAGAAGCUCCCCAGUGGGGAAGCUUCAAGCCCUUCCCAUUGGUCCAGGUGCCCACCGAGGGGCCCACGGCAGCGCAGGCUCCGCAGGGGAUGUUUCCUUAGGGGAGCCAAGCGGUGCCUUGAAGAUCCCUAACAGGGACAGCGGGAUUGACAGCCCGUCUUCCAGUGUGGCUAGCGAGAACUUCCCCUGUGAAGAGGGCAGUGAGGGCUCCCCAAGCCCUGCCGUCCUGGGGCUACACCCUGAGACAGCUUCGGACAGCCGGCUCCCACAGGACACCCCCCAGGAGGAGGAAGAUAGUGGCGUGGGUGAGGAGUCUGACCCCAAGACCACCCCUUCCAGGCCUGAGGAAGAUGUCGGCUUGACGCAGUGCUCCGACCCACAGAAGCUGCUCCACAUUGCCCAGGAGCUUCUGCACACAGAGGAAGCCUACGUGAAGCGGCUGCACCUGCUGGACCAGGUUUUCUGCACCAAGCUGGCAGAAGCAGGGAUCCCUCCGGAAGUGACCACCGGCAUCUUCUCUAACAUCUCCUCCAUCUACUGCUUCCACGGGCAGUUCCUCCUCCCGGAGCUGCAGAAGAGGAUCACGGAGGAAUGGGACACAAACCCUCGACUCGGGGACAUCCUGCAGAAACUGGCCCCGUUCCUGAAGAUGUAUGGCGAGUAUGUCAAAAAUUUUGACAGGGCGAUGGGACUGGUGAGCACAUGGACCCAGCGCUCUCCGCAGUUUAAGGACGUCAUCCACAGCAUCCAGAAGCAGGAGGUGUGUGGAAACUUGACGCUGCAGCAUCACAUGCUGGAGCCUGUGCAGAGGGUCCCCCGCUAUGAGCUGCUGCUCAAGGACUACCUCAAGAGGCUCCCCAGGGAUGCCCCGGACCGGAAAGAUGCUGAGAGGUCCCUGGAGCUCAUCUCCACAGCUGCUGACCACUCCAAUGCUGCCAUUAGGAAGAUGGAGAAAAUGCACAAGCUUUUGGAGGUGUACGAGCAGCUGGGCGGGGAAGAGGACAUCGUCAACCCAGCUAAUGAGCUGAUCAAGGAGGGCAACAUCCAGAAAUUGUCAGCCAAGAAUGGUACCACUCAGGACCGACACCUCUUCCUGUUCAACAACGUGAUGCUCUACUGUGUACCCAAGCUAAGGCUCAUGGGCCAGAAGUUCAGUGUACGGGAGAAGAUGGACAUCUCUGAUCUCCAGGUGCAAGAUAUUGUGAAACCAAAUGCAGCACACACAUUCAUUAUAACAGGAAGAAAAAGGUCCCUGGAGCUUCAGACUCGGACAGAAGAAGAGAAGAAAGAAUGGAUUCAGGUUAUUCAGGCUACCGUGGAGAAGCACAAGCAAAAGAGUGAGUCCUUCAAGGCCUUCAGCGGUGCCUGUAGCCAGGAUGAGGAGCCCAGCCUGUCUCCAGACCAGCCUGUCACGUGUGCCAGCCCUGUGGAACCUGCAGGGGUAUCGGACAGCAAUGGGGUUAUUGCAGGGACUGAGUCCAGGAAGUUGUCCUCUAAAACAAGGCGUGACAAAGAGAAGCCCGGAUGUAAGAGCUGUGGUGCGACCUUCAACUCCAUCACCAAGAGGCGGUAUCGCUGCAAGAUGUGUGGAGUGGUCCUCUGUAGGAAGUGCUCAGAAUUCAAGGCCGAGAACAGGAAGGAGAGCCGCAUCUGCUUGGAGUGUUUCCUGGAAGAGCCCCUGGUGCCUGUAAGCCCUAGCUCUGAGACUCCCACUGAGCUUAAACAGAAUGCAGAGCCUCCCUCUGUAGAUUCUCAGCCCACGCUGUUCUGCGGCACCCUCCAUCUAUCAGACAAUGGUACAUCCUGGAGUGAGGUAUGGGCAGCCAUUCCUGAGUCACAUCCCCAGGUGCUACAACUGCUGGAAGGCAGUCAGGCUGGCAGAGUGCUGCAUACCAUCCCUCUCUCUGGCUGUCAUGUAAUGGUGCCAGACGGCGAGGCGAGGCAGGAAGCAGGGAGCAACCGGCAUGUGUGGAAGCUACAUCAGGGUCCACACACCUGGUGGCUGAGCGCCUCCUCCACAAAGCUGCGGCAGUGCUGGCUGGAAGCUCUGAGCACUGCUGCCGGUGGGGACACGGGUGGGAACAGACCGGAUGCCUCACAGCCCCAGGCUGCAGCAAGCGCUGACACUCCAUGAGCCUCCUACUGUCCUUCACGUGAUUGUGUUUGGCCUGUGUUCUUUUAUGGGUGACCUUAGAAGUCACACGAAGGGAUGAAGGACUCCUGUGAGCACUGAGGAUGGACAGAUGGCCCAGAGAAGAGUAGUAGCUACGGGUCCAAGAUCACUCAGCAAGUCUUAGACAAGAGCUGGGCUCCUAGCUCUAGCCCCAGCAUUGUGAUCAGAGCCGGGAAGAAUGGCCCCUACAAAGCAAAUGUCAUCUGAGCUGGUUGAGUGAUGGUACCAGCUCUCAAAGGCACAAGGAGGCCGGGUGGGCUCUGCCCAAGAGUGAUCAUGUCCAACCUGGUGUGAUGUUACUCUUGGAAAGGCAGAGCUGUCUGUGGCCUGACCUGGCCUUUGUCCGUCUAUUUACCUGCUCCUCUGGGCUUCUCUUCCACACUCUGCCCUCUCCUGAAACACUGCUUGUCUGCUAUUCCUGCUGGGCAAGGAGCAAGGGACUUCUUAUCCCACCAUUCCCAAACAGCCACACUCAGAGACUGCAGGGAAGCCAGCCCUAAACCACGUGUGGCAGGUUUGUGAGGUACCCUCUAUGGGCAGGUGCCAUGCUUGUUGGCAUAAAUGAGUUUUGGCUAUCACAAGUGGCACACCCUCGGCACCUUCAACGCUACCCUUCCAGGGUUCCCCUCAAGGCAAGUGCUAGUAGAAGAAUGCGUACAAAGGUGACAAAAUGGCAUGGACCAAACAUUUGUGAUACAGAGCAGUUCUGCAUCCCUGAUGCUGGAGGUAGUGGGUGAGCAGCUAAGCCAUAUAGCAAGGGUAGGGGUGCUGGCACUCAAUAUGUGGGGAUGUGACAAAGGUCACAGGGCUCAGGAUGCUGUUUGCCUCUUCGGGAGUAGGAAAUCUAGGCCAGUGAUGGUCCUUCAGGAUUCCAACCCUGUAGCAUCAGCACGGCACUGUGUGGGGACAACUGGGCAAGCAUAAGAGACAACCACCUGGUGGGGUGGGGUGUAGAGCCAGAAAUGGGUGCUGGUUAUAGGUGACAUUGGGAAGUACAGAUGAGACGGGGCCUCAAGUGAGAUGGGGACUGGGGUUGGGGGACCCAGGUAAGGCAGGGUGGGGAAGAAGUAAAGUGGGUUGGAGCAGAAGUGAGGUGGAAGGGGCAGAGGUGAGACGGAUGGGGCAGGGGUGCAUGGACAGGAUACAAGUAAGGUGAAACAAGGUGGGCAGGGUGCCGGUGAGGUGUCAGGACACAGCUGAGGCUAUGCUAGAGACCCCUGGACUGGUUAUGAGCUGCCUUCGGGUUGCUUGCAAACACUUGCAAAAAUGCUCCGAUGUACACUCACCAUCUAGGUGAGCAGAACAGGCAGAGCACCUCCACACUGGGAGGAACACAUUAGGAACCACAGCAAAGUCCUCACCCACCAAGUUCCAGAUGGGGCAGUGCUGAAGGUGGCCCAGGUGGAACAAGGAACAGAGGAGGUGCUUUCUUUGACUCGGCACACGGCAUGGCAGACACGGCGGGACUGGCACCAGCCUUCAGCCUCUUGCCUCACAGUUUCUUCCUCCUGCUCAUAGAGGUGCUGGCCCUCGCAGUUCAAGGAUUCCAAGUGUGGCUCCUCUGAAGAAUCAGAGCCUGCGGAGGACGCAUCCUGCCUCCGGGAUGCAGACUAGUCAGCCUGAAGUUGGGGGGCUCCUGAUGUUACCUAAGCAGAAAGUUACCUUUCUUGUUGCUGUGACAAAAUGUUAGACAAAAGCACCUUACAGAAGAAAGGGUUUCUUGGCUCACAGUUUGAGGGUACGGUCGUCAUGGUGAGGAACACGUGGCUGCAGGAGUGCUGGCUGUAUUCUUUCCAUGGUCAGGAAGCAGAGGGAUGGACGGCUACUUUCUCCUUUUCAUUCAUUCCAGGAUCCUAAGCGGUGGAACGCUGCUGUUCACAUUUAGGCUGUGUUUUCUCUUCUCAAUUAAACCUUUCUGGAAACACCCUAA